Messenger RNA from Helobdella robusta, 1467 nucleotides. RefSeq lists its product as hypothetical. Lineage: Eukaryota; Metazoa; Annelida; Clitellata; Rhynchobdellida; Glossiphoniidae. Gene Ontology annotation, molecular function: acid phosphatase activity; inositol phosphate phosphatase activity. Bases 1 to 1467 code for a protein of 488 amino acids. The transcript is spliced from 5 exons. The record is from RefSeq and is a predicted model, not a curated record.
AUGUUGAAAAAAAUUUUGAUUUUGUUAAUUUUUUGUGGGCUUCAUUUGUGCCAAGAUGGCGAUGAACCGACCAAACUAUACCGUCUCUUCACGAAAACUCACUACAUGUUGUCUCGACAGUUGGACGACUUUGACGGAUUCAUGAAGAUAAAGAAUGACGACCAAUUCCAGCCGGCCACGGAUAAGUUCUUACACAUGUACGGAAACUUCAGGCACGGAAGUCGCUAUCCCAGCCACUCGGAUCCUGGUAACGCUCAAAAAGCUUUGGAUAAAUUGGCAGGGAAGAUUCCCAAUGAAUUAUACGAAAAGUUGAAUACCGUCCUACAAAAUAUGAGGAGCGUUCCGUCGUGCAUGCUGUCGCCAUCAGGUCGCGAGGAACAUCGAAUGAUCGGUGACGAAUAUGGACAAAUAUUUGCGCAUCUCUACCAGACAAUCGGUAGUGAUCGUAAGCCUAAGCCCAAAGAUCUUAAAGAAGAAGAUUUUGUGUUUGGACACACAGACUUUGAAAGAGCCAUCACAAGCAUGAGAGGAUUCAUGGAUGGAUUUCUUCCCAAAGCCCAAUCCGUUGGAGUAAAUUAUACUGGCCAACCAAAAAAUGUCAAUCGAUUUCUGAGAUUCUACACCGUUUGCCAGUUAUACAUCACAACAGUUGCAAAGAAUAACCAAACAAAAGUGGAAAAGAACAAGUUCAUGAAGGCGAAACUGCCGGUAAUAUUGAAGACUGUGAGGGAGAACUUCAAUGCUCCAAAUCUAGACUGGACAGAUGGGGAUGUGCAUGCAUGGGGCUCAAUAUCAGGCAUGGAACUGGCCAUCAACAGAACGGCAACUUGGGUUAAGUACUUGGACUCGCCAGAUAACCAUGUUCUCGAACUCAUGGAAUAUGCAACAGAUUUAUCUGCGUACUGGUGGAAGGGUCCUGGCAACAAGAUCAACUACCAGAUGGCCUGUGAGGUCAUUGUGGAGAUGAUUCGUUUGUUUGAUAGCAUACUGGCUGGAAAAUCACAAGAACUCGGGAGAUUUUAUUUCAGCCACGCGGAGACGUUGAUCCCCCUGUUGAACAUCCUCGGACUCUUCAGGGGCGACCCUCCCCUAAAGCACGACCAAUUUGAACAAAACAAAAACAGAGAAUUCAAAACGACCAGAAUGUCUCCGUUUGCGACUAAUUUCGUCAUCGUUCUUUUCUAUCGAGGCCAGAAGAUGAGUCUUGAGACGGCCUUCGUGCAACUUUACUUCAAAGGGAAGCCCUACUAUUUCCCGUACUGCGGAAAGAAAAGUAUUUGCAAAUAUUCGAUUUUGAGGGGGUUUCUGGAAGAGUAUCUCACGGACUGCAAAGUCGAUGUGGAUACAGAGGACUGUAAAUACAUGCCAGCGAAAGGCUUCUCCUCUGAAAUUCGCAAGUUGAAGAUUCGAGACUUAAUUUGUACUCUUGUCAUCGCUCGCUUCGCGCUAUCGGAAGUUAUGUCCUAA